This is a messenger RNA of Microthlaspi erraticum, 978 nucleotides long. The record is from the annotation of a GenBank genome assembly. NCBI's taxonomy places the organism in Eukaryota, Viridiplantae, Streptophyta, Magnoliopsida, Brassicales, Brassicaceae.
AUGCAUGAAGUUGGAUUUCCGGUGGACAUUUCCGUCUGCACUCGCCUGGUACCGACUCUGUUCUUCCUCCUUGUCGGUGUCUUUUACUUUCUCAGAAACACCUUCGCUAAGUACUUCGACAUCGGAGCCACCGCCGCCGACUCGGAAUGUUUCGACAGGGAAUUCGCGGCGGAGGAUUGCUCUGUCUUCGAGAAAUGCUCCCGCUGCAAAUUUCUCGGAUACUGCUCAGCGGAGUGGAGACGAGACAAGAUUAGCCUUAAGCCAAGAGAAGUUCUUUUCCCAUAUGACGAGUUUGUUGAUUAUUUUAAGUGGGACAAUCAAGAAUUGGCUCCAUGUGGGCUCAUGAAUUGUGGAAACAGCUGUUUUGCGAAUGUGAUUCUGCAAUGCCUUUCCUGGACUCGUCCUCUUGUUGCAUACCUUCUCGUGAACGGCCACAGGAGUGAAUGUAUGCGCUACAACGAUUGGUGCUUCUUCUGUGAAUUUCAAACCCAUGUCGAGAGAGCGAGUCAAAGUCGGUUCCCUUUUUCACCAAUGAACAUCAUUUCACGGUUAACUAAUAUUGGUGGAACUCUUGGUUAUGGGAGACAAGAGGAUGCUCAUGAGUUUAUGAGGUAUGCGAUUGAUACGAUGCAAUCUGUUUGCCUUGACGAAUUCGGUGGAGAAAAAAUGGUGCCUCCUUGCUCUCAAGAAACAACACUGAUUCAGUAUAUAUUUGGAGGUCUCCUCCAAUCACAGGUCCAAUGUACUGUAUGCAGUAACGUUUCUGAUCAAUAUGAGAAUAUGAUGGAUCUAACCGUUGAGAUUCAUGGGGAUGCUGUGUCUUUGGAGGAAUGUCUUGAUCAGUUUACAGCCAGAGAGUGGCUUCAUGGAGAUAACAUGUACAAAUGUGAUAGGUGUAGUGACUAUGUAAAGGCAUGUAAGCGUCUUACGAUUCGGCGCGCUCCAAACGUUCUUACGAUUGCCUUAAAGAGAUUUCAG